GAAUUGCGGCAGUCCUACUAGAAAUUUGUAUUUUGUUGAUAUUAUUUUGAAUUGCGUUUGAGAAAAGAAGAAGCAUUUAUUAUUACAAUUGUUUAUAACAAAAAAUCCUGAAAUGGCUGAAGAAAUAGACGAUAGUGGUUUUUAUAGACAAGAUUUCAGCACAGUUUCUGACUGGGAGGUUUUUAAUGCACAGCUGGGUGAUGUUAUUCAAAAGUUAAAUGCAAUUGAAAUUGAUGUUUCAAACGAAGUCCAUACCUUUGGACCUAACUGGAAAGUGCACACAGAAACUUUUUUACUACAUACUGAUAAAAUUUCUGUAAGUUUGUAUUGUUCAGUACUCCCUAGAGAGGCGGAUGACAAAGAAAACAAAGCGAAUAACUCUAUGUAUGACGAUCUUAUGAAUGUUAAGAGUAUCUUUGGUCCGCCGUUAAAAUCUCCAGAUCAUAAAGGCCUACAUGCAAUAUCUAAUUUAUUUGGAUUGCGUCGAUUUGCUGUCAUCCACCCACAUCAGUCAAACCAAAAAUAUAUAAAUAAGCCAUCUGAGUUUUGUUUUUUCCUCAGUGCUGCAACAGUUGUGGCAGCAGAAUACUGUAGAAUGGUGCCGAUGUUUGUACAAAUUUAUGACCCAAAAUUAAAUAUUUUUUUAGGAGUUGGAAUGAAUGCUACGCUACGAACAAAUUUUGAUGUAGUCGUUCUAAAACAGUCACCUCUCGACUGCCGUUACUUAUCUGGCUUACUGCAAAUUUUUAAGGAGAAACUUCCACGGAGUAAUGUGCAACCAAUUUCGGUAUCAGUACGAAAUAUGUAUGCUUUGCCAACUAAGCGAUUUCGUUAUGCGAUGAAUGUCCCGUUUUUUAAAAGCUUUAAUGAAACCAAUGAUGCGUUUGAGGAUAAAGAUAUAAGUUCGGAGAAAUAUUUAGCCCUUCCAUGUGGUUAUUUCCCAGAUUCGGAGACAGAAGUAUAUCUUGAUUAUAGUUGGCUAGACAUUUCGGAAAACUCUGCAAUUGAUUCGUCACUAUACACUGACUUUGUACCUUCGAAGGCGCCUAAUUGCAAUAUGUACCAAAGAGCGAAUGCUAUUUCCUAUUUGACGAGUUGUUUACGAGAUUUUUUAAAGUUAUAUGACAAUAAAGAAACCUUAGAUGCUUUCUUUGGGCGGAUUGUUACAGAUUCUUCUGAUGGCGUUAAUAUGGCAGCUGCAUUGCAACAUUUGACAGACCCUCAUAUUAGAAACAUUAGAUCAAAUAAUAAAUUGAAUAUCAAGGAAAGUUCUCAGAAUUUGAAGAAAAUUGCUGGGCCAUUAAAUGAAUCGGAGCUAAGGUCAUUUAUAGCAUUUAUCUUCCCUGAUUUAUAUCCAGAUAUUGAAAUAAAUUUUUAUACUAAUGAUAUGAGUCAAAAAAAUGAGUUUGAUCCUCAUCGAAUAAAAUCCUCGCCAAUCAACUCCUUAGCCUGUCGCCUAAGUUGCAUACUAGCUACUUGUAAUGCGCAUUUUGGUGGAAAAAGUGGAUUUGCCCAGCUUUGGAUUGCAUUUAUUAGGGAGCUUCGCUUUAUAUGGAAUUCCAGGCUCUCUAUUCAAGGAAUUUCUGGCGGGUUUCCUGACACACGCACUUGUCUGCUAAACCAAAAACUGCAAAUGCUUAACUAUUGCAUUGAGCGUUCCAAAUGUCAAAAGUAUGAUAACAAAAACCAUUCAAGCGACAUGGAUAAGACCACUCCGCAAGGAGCAAAAGUAGAUGAGAAAAGUUUCAAAGAAAUUUCGGAUGAAACCGGCGAUGAAGACGAAGACGAGUUCUUUGACUGUGCAGAAUAUGUUCCAGAAGGACGCGACAAAAGAUUGGGGAAUGAAAAUAUAUUGGGAAGUAAUGAACCAUUGUACAUUCCUAUAACACAAGAUCCUGUUCCAAAAACAGAGGAUCAUUUGCAUGCAGAUGCAGAGGCCAUGCUGAAAUUAGGAUCUGGUUCAGGGUUGAACAUUCAAAUGAUGUCCUCUUCUUUACUCUCUGAUAUGGAGGCGUUUAAAGCCGCAAAUCCAAAAGGAAAAAUGGAGGAUUUCAUACGUUGGUAUAGUCCAAAGGAUUGGGAAACGGAUGAUUCCGGAAUGGCGCAAUUGAGUGCGCGCAUGCGAGUUCCGGAAAAUACUUGGCAAACAGUAUGGAAACAGGCACAACCGGUUCCAGCAAGCAAACAGAAACGUUUAUUUGAUGAAACAACGGAAGCGCUGAACGUUUUAUCGUAUUUAGAAACUAGAAAUGUAGGUGAAAUCUACGAUUUGGUGAUAAUAACGGUGCUGCAUGCGGCGAUAAUAAAGUUUAAGACUAUAUUAGAAAACGAGAGAAUAUUAGACAUUUUCGAGUCUAAAAUCGAAGCAUUACUUGCUGACUUAUGUCAUAUAUCACGCGAUGACGAGAUUAUUGGAGCAAAAGGAUGUGACAUUCAACAAACAAAAUCAAAAUUCGAAGAUCUGAUUAAAAAACUUGAAGAAUAUGAAGUUCAGUUCUUCCAAUAUAAAUGCUUUGAACAAUUGACAGGGUACCCAGGCAAAAUAACCUUAGAAAAAGUGAAAAACAAAUUUAAAGAAAUUAUUGAAAAUUCGAAUAGGUGUAGCUUAUACAAUUCAGAGGGCAUCGGUAAACAUAUUGUCGAAUCCAAUGGCGGUGAAUUGUGUAGCAAUUUGAUAAUGAAGGAAUAUGUUUUGCGAGUGAAUAUGGCUGCUGGUCCACAUUUCUUACGGGCUAUUGUAACAGGCGAAGAAGUACGUUUAUGUGGUGCCUUUACUGAGAACACUACACUGAUUUAAAGAGAAUACUUUGAUAAUAAACUACAACCCAUAACCGAAUUAUUCUAAGAUUAAGAUACAAUAUAAGAUUUAUUAAAAAAUGAAUGUCCUUAGUUUGGAAAAAGGGUAUUAUUAAUAUAAAGAUAUAUUACUUAUAUACAGAGGUUGUCAAAAUUAUUUACACAUCGGACGUUUUUUACAAGUUUCACACAAAAAGCUUUCGUUUGUUGUUGUUGUUGUCGCAGGGUAACAAAAUGCUAUGUUGUUGUAAACCUUGAACUAUUCCCGAGCGAAUGAAGUCCGUUUGGUAAGAAUAGCUAGAAAUAUAGCUGAGAAAUAAGCAAAUGAACUGAAGACUCGCAGGUGUCAAAAAUAUUUACACACAUUUUUUUUGCGUCAAAAGUAUUUACACACGGCGAUUAAGCCUUUAUCCUUCGAUUUUGUUUUAGCAAGAGUAGUAAUUUGGUUCUAUUGCAUUCAUAAUAACCUAACUCAGCCUUAAAAUAUACAAAAUGGUAAAUAAAAUGUCGAAAACAAAGAAAUUAUCGAUUAUAACUAGAUUGGAGACUGUUACUAAGUUUAAGACUGGUGUUUCGGCUUCGGAGUUAGUAAAAAUUUAUAGAAUUUUAAGGAAUACUGUUUAAAAUUUUAUUAAAAAGAAGGAGACGAAGAAUUGCAAGGAUACUUUAAAGAGAACUGGGCAGAAACCUGUGAUAACUCCAAGAUAAUGCAGAAGAUUAGUAGUAACUGUCAUACAAAAUCCCACAAUUAGUCCUCUUAAUAUUGCAGCACCAUCGAAUCAGCAUAUUGCAUGAACAGUCAAUGAUGCUACACUGCUCAGGACCUUAAAAAAAGUUAAUAUAAAUGCCUACGUUGUGCAUAAAGUGGUCAAUAUUUCCGAACCCAAAAAGCAAUAUUCCUCUUGUUUGACUUAAAACUGAAGCCUGUAGUGGGCAAAUAAAUUAUUAAUUAUUAGUUCCAGUACUUCUUUAGUAAACCCUUUAUCCAUUUACCACGUGAGAAGAAGAAUAAUGCACUUUAGACGCUAAAUAGAGUCGGGAGUGGCAUUGCGAUUUUUUGGGGAAAUUUUUCUUACUUCUGUUUUGGAGAUUUGGUUCUAAUUCAGGGACCCUAAAUCAUCCGGAUAUAUCAGAAUUCACAUGAUCAAGCCAUUGUAGAGGUCCGUCGGCCUUUUCCAACUAUUCACUACAUUUUACAACAGGACAAUGCUCCAUUUCAUGAAGGAUCUUUACCUACAAAUAUUUUAAAUGAAGCAAAUCAAGUUGACCUCCGCACAGCCCUGAUCAAAACUAUAGUCAAAAUAUUUGGUCUUUCGUUAAAAAUCAGUGGACGAUUGAUAUAAUAACCGAAAUCGCCGAUAUUACCGACAUUUGGUCUUAAUUAACUGUUAACUUAGCGCACAAUUGUGUUGAAUCAAUUCGGACCAUAAAGCAAGCUGUUAUUGAUGUCAAUGGUAAUGUAACCAAUUAUGAAUCUAUCGUCUUAGAAUAGGAAUUUAUACUGAACAUUAAAAUUUGAUAAUUACACUGUGAUAGUUUUUUUCCAAAAAAAAAAAGACAAGACCAAAUUCGACGGUUUCCCCCUAUUUCGGGUCCUACGAAUCGAACUGCAUCAUUACUUUUUUGAGUUACAAUCAUGGUUUCAUACAAAAUUUUUUUUUGAAGUUUUUCAUCAAAGUGGCCCAUUGUAAGAGAAAGGCACUUUUUUCUUCGGUCUCUAACUUUUUUAAUGUUGACUUUUUUGGUAAACUUUCUUUGGCAAAGCUUCUCAGAAUAAGUCUGUCUUUAAGUUCUUAGAGGACUGUAAACCCCAAAAUCAAUGUUUUUUGUGUCCUUAUAGCCAAUAUGUCGAAAAAACUGAAAUUUAAUCCAUUUUUUUAAUGUUUUUGCCCUCAGGUUUCGUCAAUAUUUUAAUUUACCCUUUGAUACUUAUACAUUAAGUGACAUCUUGUAAUAGUAAGAAACUUAAGCAAAGACAACGUUCUGAGAAAACUAACCAUUAGAAAAAAAACUUAACAAAAUUUGUAUUUUUUAAAAAAGCUACACUAACUAUGUUUGUAUGCUAUUUUAUUCUUUUUGUAUCUUAUAACUGUUAUCAAUAAGUAUCAUAAAUUUGUAUACAAUAUUUAAAUUAAAUUUAAUAAGACAUCUAUCAAUGUCCAACACAAAUCAGCAAGCAACGAGUCAAGCUUUUUUCCGCUGUACCAAUGCUCAAGGGGGCGGCGACUUGAUGAAAUCUGUCUCCAUGCUCAUCGGAUUCAGUCGGAACUUGCUGCUCAAAAUGGUCCUUGUGAUGGUGAAAGAAAUAAAUUUUUAAGGACAUAUUCACACCUAUUUCUUCAAAAGCGUCUACCAUGUCAUAUACAUAUUUUUUCCAAUCUUCAGACCGGUGCAUUCCUAAGCAAUGGUUUAUAAUGUGAUGGGGUGUCACUUAAUGUAUAAGUAUCAAAGGGUAAAUUAAAAUAUUGACGAAACCUGUGGGCAAAAACAUUAAAAAAAUGGAUUAAAUUUCUGUUUUUUUUACAUAUUGGCUAUAAGGACACAAAAACCAUUGAUUUUGGGGUUUACAGUCAUCUAAGAACUUAAAGACAGACUUAUUCUGAGAAGCUUUGCCAAAGAAAGUUUACCAAAAAAGUCAACAUUAAAAAAGUUAGAGACCGAAGAAAAAAGUGCCUUUCUCUUACAAUGGGCCACUUUGAUGAAAAACUUCAAAAAAAAUUUUGUAUGAAACCAUGAUUGUAACUCAAAAAAGUAAUGAUGCAGUUCGAUUCGUAGGACCCGAAAUAGGGGGAAACCGUUGAAUUUGGUCUUGUCUUUUUUUUUGACUAUCACAGUGUUAUCAUUAAAAGCCAACAGGAUAAUCCAUUAAAAGUUGUGUGUAAAUACUUUUGACUCAAACAAAUUUGUAUAAAUACUUUUGACUACUGCGAGUCUUCAAUUCAUUUUCUUAUUUCUCAGCCAUAUUUCUAGCUAUUCUUGCCAAACCGAAUCCAUUCGCUCGGGAAUAGAUCAAGGCUUACAACAACAUAGCAUUUUGUUACCCUGCGACAACAACAACACCAAGCGUGUGUAAAUAAUUUUGACUGCCUCUGUAUUUAUUUUUGUCAAUAACAAAUAAAACUUUUAAUUGUUUUUUUCUCAGAAAUGCUAAAUAAAAAAUUGAGAAACAAUCGUGUA
Molecule: messenger RNA, 5973 nt
Organism: Zeugodacus cucurbitae (melon fly)
Lineage: Eukaryota; Metazoa; Arthropoda; Insecta; Diptera; Tephritidae
Gene: Rab3GAP1
Product: rab3 GTPase-activating protein catalytic subunit
Exons: 7
Coding region: 113-2797 (894 amino acids)
Biological process (GO): positive regulation of GTPase activity
Molecular function (GO): GTPase activator activity
Source: RefSeq, a predicted model, not a curated record